Messenger RNA from Ilex paraguariensis (yerba mate), 1333 nucleotides. NCBI's taxonomy places the organism in Eukaryota, Viridiplantae, Streptophyta, Magnoliopsida, Aquifoliales, Aquifoliaceae. The record is from the annotation of a GenBank genome assembly.
AUGGCCUCUUAUAUAUUUGUCAAAAUGCUUCUGCCAAUCUUCCAAUUUGCAUUGUUGCUUAACCUCGCCUUGGCAGCGAGGAGGCUCACUCAGUCAACCCAAGAUCAGCAAACCCAACUUUUCCAAUACCACAAUGGUCCUCUUCUCACCGGUCAAAUCUCCAUCAAUGUCAUAUGGUACGGCAAUUUCAAGCCUUCCCAGAGAGCCAUUAUCUCCGAUUUCAUCGCCUCAUUGUCAUCUACGUCGUCUCAGAGCCAACCCUCCGUCGCCGAGUGGUGGAAAGCCACCGAGAAAUACUAUAGCCUGAUCAACUCCAAGAACCCAUCUUCAGUCCAGCUCUCCAUGGGGAAUCAAGUCCUUGAUGAAAAUUACUCUCUGGGCAAAUCACUCACCAAUCAACAAAUCGAACGGUUGGCAGCCAUAGGUGAUCAGGGCAACGCCAUCAAUGUGGUAUUGACUUCAUCUGACGUGGUAGUUGAUGGGUUUUGUUCGAGUAGGUGUGGAUCCCACGGGUCUCUUUCUUCCAAAACUGCCAUUGUUGAGGGCAAGAAUCACAAGUUUGCCUACAUCUGGGUUGGUAACUCGGAGACUCAGUGUCCUGGUUUCUGUGCCUGGCCAUUCCACCAACCCCUGUACGGACCACAGAGCCCACCCUUGGUUGCACCCAACGGUGACAUAGGUUCCGCCGGAAUGGUNAAAAAAAAAAAAUUUGUUGAUGGGUUUUGUUCGAGUAGGUGUGGAUCCCACGGAUCUCUUUCUUCCAAAACUGCCAUUGUUGAGGGCAAGAAUCACAAGUUUGCCUACAUCUGGGUUGGUAACUCGGAGAUUCAGUGUCCUGGUUUCUGUGCCUGGCCAUUCCACCAACCCCUGUACGGACCACAGAGCCCACCCUUGGUUGCACCCAACGGUGACAUAGGUUCCGCCGGAAUGGUGAUAACUUUGGCUAGCCUUUUGGCUGGGGCGGUCACAAACCCAUUUAGAAAUGGCUACUAUCAGGGACCGGCUGGUGCGCCACUAGAGGCUGCCUCGGCUUGUCCUGGGAUUUAUGGUAAGGGAGCCUACCCAGGCUAUGCUGGGGACUUGUUGGUCGACCCUACAUCUGGUGCCAGCUACAAUGCGCAUGGUGCUAAUGGGAGGAAAUACUUGCUUCCUGCUUUGUUUGAUCCUUCCACCCAAUCAUGUUCCACUUUGAUUUGAUUUUGUUGUAGUUAUUACUAGCUAGUAGUUCUCAAGAAUUUUUAGAGCGAGACAAUUAGAACAAUGUAUACGAUUACACAAAGAAUUUAAUUCAUUCUUUUUUUCUAAUUCAAUGUUCUUGUACCUUUUAUUAUCU